GCGAAACCAGGGAAGUAUCAGGGGGAGCUGAAGAACGGGAAGCGCCAUGGCUGGGGCCUAUGCGCGUUUUCAGAUCGGAGCUACUACGAAGGAGAGUGGGCCAACGACAAGAUCGAUGGGGAGGGAAGGUACGUCCGUCCUGAUGGCUCGACGUACGAGGGCUUCUGGGAGAGCAACCUGCAGAAUGGCUUCGGGAGGCUGAUCAUGGCGAACGGAGACGUAUACGAGGGUCACUUCAGGGAUGGGAGGAUAGACGGAUACGGGACGUACUACUACAAGAACGGGAGUAUCUACGACGGGGAGUUCAUGGACGACGAGGCGCAUGGGGUCGGGACGUUCAAGGGGGUCAACGGAGAGUUCUACCAGGGAGAGUGGCAGGUAGACAAGAUGCACGGGGUGGGAGUGUACAAGUUCGUAGGAGGGGCCAAGUACCGGGGAGAGUUCAAGUUCGGCAAGAUGGAUGGGUACGGAGUGUACGAGAUCAUGGAGAGAGGAGGGUUCGUGGGCAAGUACGAGGGGCAGUUCCUAGGAGGAAAGAUGGACGGGCUCGGGUUGUACUUCUGGCCGGAGGGAGACAUCUUCAUGGGGGAGUAUGCGCAGGACAAGAGGUUCGGGUAUGGAGUGUACACGUCGUCGAGGGGGGCGGUGUUCAAGGGAGAGUACAGGGGGGGGGAGAGGCAUGGGUGGGGAGAGUUCGUGACGUCGAGCGGGGAUAUCUAUGAGGGGCAGUGGAGGAACGACCAGCGGCACGGCAAGGGGGUGGUUACCCUUGCGGAG
Messenger RNA from Guillardia theta CCMP2712, 777 nucleotides. RefSeq lists its product as hypothetical. Gene Ontology annotation, cellular component: cytosol. The record is from RefSeq and is a predicted model, not a curated record. The annotation marks the transcript as partial. The transcript has a single exon. NCBI's taxonomy places the organism in Eukaryota, Cryptophyceae, Pyrenomonadales, Geminigeraceae.